AUGUCACCGGUAGAGUACACACCUUCCACCCAAGUGGAUAUGAGACCACUGGCUUUCUCCAUUCAAGGUUUGGCCGGUCGCUUGAAGGCUCAAGCAGCAAGUCAUUUAGAAGAAGCCUCACCGGCCGGUGUCGCAGCAAUGGCAGCUAGCGGCACCGCAGCCGUACUGUUACCCACUACUGCACACCUACUUCGUCUACGGCCUCCUCCAGCGCGUGCUAUUCUGCAGGCAGGAGUGCCCGUGGCUCUAGGAAGCGAUUUCAAUCCAAAUGCAUUCUGUCUUUCCAUGCCAAUUGUGAUGUAUCUGGCCUGUACCAUGCUGAACAUGACCCCAGACGAAGCGCUAGUCGCGUCCACAAUCAAUUCCGCAUAUAGCCUUAAUAUGUCCGAUCGUGUGGGUGCGAUCACUGUGGGACGACAAGCGGACUUGGUGGUGCUGGACUGUGAUAGGUGA
Molecule: messenger RNA, 453 nt
Organism: Echinostoma caproni
Lineage: Eukaryota; Metazoa; Platyhelminthes; Trematoda; Plagiorchiida; Echinostomatidae
Source: the annotation of a GenBank genome assembly